Molecule: messenger RNA, 3471 nt
Organism: Neofelis nebulosa (Clouded leopard)
Lineage: Eukaryota; Metazoa; Chordata; Mammalia; Carnivora; Felidae
Gene: VWA2
Product: von Willebrand factor A domain containing 2
Exons: 14
Coding region: 483-2819 (778 amino acids)
Biological process (GO): calcium-independent cell-matrix adhesion
Cellular component (GO): basement membrane
Molecular function (GO): calcium ion binding
Source: RefSeq, a predicted model, not a curated record
CUCGGCGCGCGCGUCCCGCCGUGCGCUCCCGCCGCCCUCGUCCCGGUGAGUCAGAGCCCGAGCUGUCUCCGCGCCCCGGGCCCCCGCCAGCGGCCUCGGGAGGGGAGCCGGUUACUUGUCCGCGCUCCGGGGGUGGGGACGCUCGGCCCCCAGCCGUCCCUCCCAGCGGCACGGAUCCCGUGCGGUCCCGCGUGGACGCGGCCGCCGAGCGGCGUUGCGGGCUUUGUUCGGCUUUGUCUGAGCCGCACCUGAACUCGGCCGCGAGGCCCGCGCGCUUCUCGGGGAAGCCGGAGUCACCUGGCGCACCUGGACGAGCGCACCUGGCGCACGCUUCCCCCGGGCUCCCUGCAGACGGCCCGGCCCGGGGAGACCCAGCCAGCGCAUCGGGACGGGGAGCGUGGCGGGCCCGGGAGUGGCCUCUCUUUUGGGACUCCGGCACGGGGUCGCAGAGCCAAGGGGGCGCGGAGCACAGUUACAUCAACAUGCCUUCCUUCCCGUUGCUGGAGGCCAUCUUCAUUUUCCUGCUUUCUGGAGUACGCCCAUCUCAUCCUCUUCAGGAAGUCCACGUAAGCAGGGAGACCAUUGGGAAGAUUUCAGCCGCCAGCAAAAUGAUACGGUGCUCAGCUGCUGUGGACGUCCUGUUUCUGAUAGACGGCUCCUACAGUGUCGGGAAGGGGAGCUUUGAAAGGUCCAAACACUUUGCCGUCACGGUCUGCGACGCUCUGGACAUCGGUCCUGAGAGGGUCAGAGUGGGAGCACUGCAGUUCGGUUCCGUCCCUCGUCUGGAAUUCCCCUUGGAUUCGUUUUCGUCCCCACAGGAAGUGAAGGCAAACAUGAAGAGCGUGGUUUUCAAAGGAGGGCGCACAGAGACAGGCCUCGCUCUGAAAUACCUUCUGCGCAAAGGGUUCCCUGGGGGCAGAAAUGCCUCUGUGCCCCAGAUCCUCAUCGUCGUCACUGACGGGAGAUCCCAAGGGCACGUGGCGGCGCCAGCCAAGCAGCUCAAGGAAAGAGGUGUCACCGUAUUUGCCGUCGGGGUCCGGUUUCCCAGGUGGGAGGAGCUGCACACGCUGGCCAGCGAGCCGAGGGAGCAGCACGUGCUGAUGGCUGAGCAGGUGGAGGACGCCACCAAUGGCCUUUUAAGCACCCUCAGCAAGUCUGACAUCUGCGCCGUCGCCUCUCCAGACUGCCGGGUCCAGCCUCAUCCCUGUGAGCGCAAGACGCUGGAGAUGGUCAGGGAGCUUGUGGGCAGUGCCCUGUGCUGGAGAGGAUCGCGGGGGACCGAUGCCGUGCUGGUGGCACUCUGUCCCUUCUCCAGCUGGAAGAGAGUGGUCCUAACCCACCCUGCCACCUGCUACAGGACAACCUGCCCAGGCGCCUGUGACUCGCAGCCCUGCCAGAAUGGAGGCACGUGUGUUCCAGAAGGACUGGACAGGUACCGCUGCCUCUGCCCACCAGCCUUCGGAGGGGAGGCUAACUGCGCCCCGAAGCUGAGCCCGGAAUGCAGAAUCGACGUCCUCUUCCUGCUGGCCAGCUCAGCGGGCACCACCCUGGAGGGCUUCCUGCGGGCCAAGGCCUUCGUGAAGCAGUUUGUGCAGGCCUCACUGGGCGAGGACUCCCGGGCCCGCGUGGGUGUGGCCCGCUACAGCGGGGAGCUGAUGGUGGCCGUGCCCGUGGGCGAGUACCAGGACGUGCCGGACCUGCUCAGGAGCCUGGAUGGCAUCCCCUUCGGCGGGGGCGCCACCCUAACGGGCGGCGCCUUGCGGCAGGCGGCUGAGCGCGGCUUCGGGAGCGCCGCCAGGACGGGCCAGGACCGUCCCCGCAGAGUGGUGGUCCUGCUCACCGAGUCACCCUCCCAGGAUGACGUGGCCGGCCCGGCGCGUCGUGCGAGGGCCCGAGAGCUGCUCCUGCUGGGAGUGGGCACCGAGGCCGUGCGGGCAGAGCUGGAGGAGAUCACGGGCAGCCCAGAGCGCGUCCUGGUCUACACCGGCCCACAUGACCUGUUCCGCCAAACCCGUGAGCUGCAGGGGAAGCUGUGCAGCCGGCCGCCGCCAGGCUGCCAGGCGCGGUCCCUGGACCUGGUCUUCGCCUUGGAUGCCUCGGCCUCCGUGGGGCCCGAGAACUUCGCCCAGAUGCAGAGUUUCGUGAGGAGUUGCGCGCUCCGGUUUGACGUGAACCCCGACGUGACGCAGGUCGGCCUGGUGGUUUACGGCGGCCAGGUCCGCGUGGCCUUCGGGCUGGACACCCACGCCACCCGCGCCGCGGUGCUGCGGGCCGUGAGCCAGGCCCCCUACCUGGGCGGGGUGGGCUCGGCGGGCACAGCCUUGCUGCACAUCCAUGACAGGGUGAUGACGGUCCAGAGGGGCGCCCGGCCUGGUGUCCCCAAGGCUGUGGUGGUGCUCACAGGCGGGCUGGGGGCGGAGGACGCGGCCGUCCCCGUCCGGAAGCUGAGGAACAAUGACGUCUCUGUCCUGGUGGUGGGCGUGGGGCCCGUGCUGAGGGAGGCGCUGCGGAGGCUCGCGGGUCCCCGGGACUCCCUGCUCCACGUGGCAACCUACGGAGACCUGAGGCACCACCAGGACGCGCUCAUCGAGUGGAUAUGUGGAGAAGCCAAGCGGCCCGUCAACCUCUGCAAACCCAGCCCGUGCAUGCACGAGGGCACCUGCAUCCUGCAGAACGGGAGCUACCGCUGCGAGUGCCAGGACGGCUGGCAGGGCCCCCACUGUGGGAAACGGUCCUUGAGAGGAGAUGCCCCCAAGGCCCGUGGCUCCCGCCGAGACCCCUCCCAGCAACUGCCCAGGUCUGAGCACCCCGGGCGCUGAAACUGCCGUGGCAUCCGUGGAGCAUCCUGCCUCCGGCUCCGCGCAGAACCCUCCCGCCCACGUGCCUCCGCCACAAAGAGCUGUCCCGGCUGCAGACCGUGCUGCUUGGGGACACAACGACACCUGACUCCACCACUAAUGCUGAUGUUGACAAGUCUUGACAUGUAAGUAUCUGGUUGCUGUGCCUGGCUGUGCCCCGGUGAGCUCGUGUCGUCGGCCGCCUUUCCCCUGAGGAGAAACAAAGGAGCGUGGAGACUCCUGAUGGCCUGUUUGAAGCAACCUUGGCCCUCACCAGAUGCUAAAUAGGAUGUCGUUGGGAACGGUAAUAGGAGGAGGCGCGGACUAGAGUGGUGUUUGGACCACUGAAGGCACGGCAUUUCGAGAUGGAAAAAGUGUGGACCUUUUCACACCUCUUUUCCCAAAGAUUUCCUAGUGCGUUUGCUUUUGGUUCGACAAGGGGCUUGUGUGGCAUUUGUGACUUCUUCUGGUGCCUGGAUCUGUGCGUGGCAAAGACCUAAAAAAGGCUCGGGACUGGAAUGUGACCACUAACCAACUUGUUUGACUAUGGGGGAGGGGCCAGGUGAAGAUGUCCCAGGUCCUGGGCUACAUUCCCUUUGGGAGGGCUUCCUCGAGAGAUUAUGUAGGGGGGCUA